AUGCAACAUAUUCAAACUGGCUGUCCUAAUAUUAACCGAAAGACUGUUAAUUCAGGGAAACAUUUGAGAGCACAUUUACAGCUAGAUGAAGGAGACGUAUAUGUUGUUGCCGUACAAGAAAAUCCCGUGAACCAAAAUGCAGCCGCAAAGGAAAGAAGAGGAAAAGCGAAACGGGAAAAUUGGACAUCUAAUCAAGAAAAGUUGUUGGCAAAGGCUUAUGUUCAUUGCACUUUGAACAAAAGAAAAGGCAAUCAACAAAAGUCGGAUGGUUUUUGGAACCAAGUUCUUAAGCACUUCAAUCAAACGGUUGGAGGAAGUAACCGAAACCACCAUCAAGUUCAAUCGAAAUGGAUGGCGAUGCAAACAAAAUUGAACACAUUCAACGGUUUAUAUCAUCAAGCGGAUCGUUUACGUCCUAGCGGGUGCGACGAUGCUUUUGUAAUGAAGCAAACGCUUAAAGAUUACAAAAACAAAGAAAAACAUGACUUUCCUCAUGUUGCGGCAUGGGAGGUCGUUAGAACAAAUCAAAAGUGGUCGUCGGUACCGUUGUUGGGUGAAGAAAGCUCCGGCUCGAGUCAAAAAAGAAAGUCGUCGGAUUCGGGAAAUUAUAAAGCGGAUACACCUAAUGCCGAAGUCUCGAGCGGUCUUCCCGACAUGAACGAGGAUCCCUCGCCAAGACGACAAAAGAGAAAGGAGAAAAAGGACAAAGGAUCGUCUUCAACAAACGAAGAUCCAAGAGAUAUAACCGGUAGAUUCAAAGAAUACAAGGCCAUAAAGAAAGAGUUGAUGGAUAUUAAAUGGUUACGAGAAGAAAAAUACAUGACGUUGGCGGAUGAGCAACGAGAGGCGUUGCGACAAAGUAUGUUCGACAAGGACUUGGAGACGUUUAACCGGCCUCACGACAAUGUUCACCCUUCGAUGUUGGAAAUCACACUCGCUAGAAAACGCGAGAUCGCAAAAAAUAUGGUUGGCCUUGUAAUUUUUAGUUUUUUUGUUGUUGCGUUGUUUUAUUAUCAAUUUUUUUAA
This is a messenger RNA of Helianthus annuus (common sunflower), 1026 nucleotides long. RefSeq lists its product as uncharacterized. The record is from RefSeq and is a predicted model, not a curated record. The transcript has 4 exons. NCBI's taxonomy places the organism in Eukaryota, Viridiplantae, Streptophyta, Magnoliopsida, Asterales, Asteraceae. Bases 1 to 1026 code for a protein of 341 amino acids.